AUGGAGAAUGGUAAGAACGAAGAAAAGAAGACUCAAUCCUGUUCAAACGUCCAUUUUCAAAGCCACCUCCUUCAACAUUAUUUUAAUGGAGUAAUUAGCCAAAAAACAGAGCCAUGCGUGCUUCAAAUAACUCAUUGAUUCUCUCUCUCUCUCUCCGCCACCAGAACCCAUCUGUGUCUGUGCUUCAUCAACAACCAAGAGCUGUCAAACACAUGAAAUGGGAGUACUGACGGUGAGACGACUCUUCACCAUCUUCAUCUUCUUCCUUUGUUGUUUGACCGCCAUUGUUGAAGCUCAGAAACUCAAAACAUUCACCCAAGUUUCAGGACCUUUUAAUGAUACAUCAUACUACUACGACAUAUUCGAAGUUGAAAAACCAGCAACAAUAAGUAACGAUGCCCUUCAGGUGACUCCGGACUCGGCUUCGGCCGAUUUCAACCUCACCUACAAUUCAGGAAGAGUCCUCCUGAAUCGAGCCUUCAAGCUCUGGAAUGGGGAUUCAGCGUCAAACACGAGCAGAGUCGCAUCUUUCAACUCUUCGUUCCUCGUCAACAUUUACCCGCUGCAAAAAGACACCGCCGGCGAGGGCCUCGCGUUCUUGAUAGCGCCGGACCUCGAUUUGCCGCACAACAGCUAUGGUGAGUACCUGGGUUUGACCAACUCCACCACCGACGGUAACUCCAGCAACCGUCUGGUGGCCGUUGAGCUUGAUACUCAUAAACAGGACUUCGACCCAGAUGCGAACCAUGUUGGGCUUGACAUCAAUGGCGUCAGAUCUGUAGUGGCAGAGUCCUUGACCCCCUAUGGGAUCGAACUUGUUCCAAUGGAUCCUAGAUUUUACAACGUUUGGGUCAAUUAUGACGGGAUAAAAAAGGUCAUAGAGGUGUACAUUGCGGAGCAAGCUGAAAAGUGGGGACCCACUCCGUCUAUGCCGAGCACACCCAUAUUGAGAUCAGAUCUUGAUCUUAAAGACGUGGUGAAUCAAUACUCGCAUUUUGGGUUUUCUGCAUCAACUGGGAAUGCAACCCAGCUCAACUGUGUAUUGAGAUGGAAUCUAACGGUUCAUUACUUUCCGGAGAAGAACCACCCAUGGUUGAAGAUUGUUCUUGGAGUCGGAGUGCCGGUGGUGGUGCUGCUGCUGAUAGGGGUGGUGGCGUUGGCCUACAUCCACCGCCGGCGGCGGAUGCGCAACUCGAAUCCGAACAUUCUUGGGGCGCUCAAGAGCUUGCCGGGAAUGCCUAGGGAGUUCGAUUUCAGAGAUUUGAAGAAGGCUACGAACAACUUUGAUGACAAGAACAAACUGGGACAAGGUGGGUAUGGUGUGGUGUACAAAGGGUUGUUGGCGAGUGAGAAUUUGGAGAUCGCCGUCAAGUGGUUCUCCAGGGAGAGCAUCAAGGGUCAGGACGAUUUCUUGGCUGAGCUCACCAUUAUCAAUCGUCUCCGGCACAAACAUCUUGUUCGAUUGCUUGGAUGGUGCCACAAGAACAAUAACCUACUACUAGUGUAUGAAUACAUGCCCAAUUGCAGCCUCGACAAGCACCUCUUUGCGGGUGCUAAAACGGAGUCCCUAAGCUGGAAACUUCGGUACAAGAUCAUAUCCGGGGUUGCCUCGGCUCUACAAUAUCUUCACAAUGAAUUUGACCAGAAGGUGGUGCACCGUGACCUUAAGGCCAGCAACAUCAUGCUAGACUCCAACUUCAACGCGCGUCUUGGUGACUUUGGCCUGGCACGUGCCCUCGACAAUGAGAAGACCUCAUAUGCUGAGGCCGAGGGAGUACUAGGCACCAUAGGUUACAUUGCGCCAGAGUGUUUCCACACUGGUAAGGCCACACAGCAAUCCGAUGUCUAUGCAUUUGGAGCGGUCUUGUUGGAGGUAGUUUGUGGCCUAAGGCCAGGAACCAAGAUCGAGGGGUUCCAAUUCUUGGUCGAUUGGGUAUGGUCCUUGCACCGUCAGGACCAGCUAUCGGAUGCUGUCGACGUGAGGCUUGGGGAUGACUACGUUGUUGACGAAGCUGAGAGAAUUCUGCUGCUGGGGCUGGCUUGCUCGCAUCCCAUAGCAAGCGAGAGGCCUAAAACUCAAGCGAUCGUUCAGAUUAUAUCAGGGACAGUGCCAACGCCCCAUGUUCCACCAUUCAAGCCAGCUUUUGUGUGGCCGGCUAUGCUGCCAGUGGAUGGAGAUACUACUACAGCCAACACCACGUCCAUUACAACAUCUCAGUAUAGUUCUGGGUGGAGUCCACAAUCUCUCCUUUCUGACCAGUACCCUUUGGUUUAGUUUCUUUUGUAAACAAAUAUAACCAAUGUGUCACUUUUCUUUUUCCUUCAAAUAGUUUUUUCUUCAUUGUACUUAAGGUUGGUUCGGAGAUCUUAAGAUUUCCAUCCUCUUUUCCCUCUUUCAUUUUGUUUUCCUCAUCUUCAUGUUUUCGCAUCAAUUUGUUUAGUGAGAGAAGGGAGGGGGAGGAAGGAUUGCCAGUGUAAAGUAUGAUUGGUGGUGUCCUAUAAGAUUUUUCUUGUUCUUUAAUAUGUUGUAUCUAACAGUUUGACAAAAGCAUAUGUUCCACAG
Ilex paraguariensis (yerba mate) is the source of this 2563-nucleotide messenger RNA. NCBI's taxonomy places the organism in Eukaryota, Viridiplantae, Streptophyta, Magnoliopsida, Aquifoliales, Aquifoliaceae. The record is from the annotation of a GenBank genome assembly.